Messenger RNA from Penicillium soppii, 807 nucleotides. Its product is annotated as MFS multidrug transporter. Gene Ontology annotation, biological process: transmembrane transport. The record is from RefSeq and is a predicted model, not a curated record. Gene Ontology annotation, molecular function: transmembrane transporter activity. The transcript is spliced from 4 exons. The coding region runs from base 1 to 807 and encodes 268 amino acids. Lineage: Eukaryota; Fungi; Ascomycota; Eurotiomycetes; Eurotiales; Aspergillaceae.
AUGUCGUCUUCCAGUGCAGCCUCUUUGAACAGAACACAUCCACAAAAUCUCGACGACGGAGAUAAAGAAAAGGCUUUUCGUAUCUUUUCGCCAGAAAGGGUCAAACCAGAGCUGGCUGUUCAUCCUGAAGUGAGCAUGGCAUCUUGCCUGAACUCGAAGGAAAAUGAAUGGGCGGCCGGAUUCAAACUUUUCAAUAUCAUCACUGCCGUCGCACUCGUAUGCCUUCUGAUGCUAUUGGAUACUUCAAUUGUUUCAACGGUCAGUUGGUGCAGAGACAUUGGAUUGAGACUCCCCGCUCAUCAUAAAACACAGGCAAUUCCACGAAUAACGAGCGAAUUUCAUUCUCUUGCUGAUGUCGGUUGGUAUGGAAGCUCAUAUCAACUUGCAAGGUCUGGUUCUAUUCCAAAAUUGUCUUUUGCGGCGAUUCAACCACUCACGGGAAGAGUCUAUAUGAAUCUUAACACAAAGUGGACAUUCAUGGGCUUCUUCUUCGUCUUUGAGCUGGGCUCUUUAAUAUGUGCGAUUGCUACAUCAUCAAAUAUGUUGAUUAUUGGACGAGCGAUCGCUGGAAUCGGAGGCUCAGGCAUCUUGAACGGAGCUUUUACGAUUGUCUCUGGAUGCGUACCUAUGUCUAAGCGUCCCACAAUCAUAGGUAUUGUGAUGGGGGGUAGGAUUGGUAGCUGGACCCCUGAUUGGAGGUGCAUUGACGGAAUAUACAACAUGGCGAUGGUGUACGUUCAACAAGAAUACAAAGGAGAUAUUCUCAAGCUCACAUUAAUCUGGCAGGCUUCUACGUCAAUCUUCUAA